AUGAUCUCGCCGCUGGAUUCGGCCUCACCAACCGCCUACUCGACUCCGCUUUCGACCUACCAGACCCCUUCGACAACACCACCUGCCAACUUGACGCCUCUUCUGCCGUGUCCUCCUGUCUCUUCCACUGCUUUACAUCUCGAGCCGUCAACUUGGUCGUCCGAUCAUCCCAUGCUGGUCUCAUCUUCACUUCAGCCUGCGUCCACCUCCAAUCGGGAGGCUGAACAGACUUCAAACCGUUCCGGAGCUGAGGGAGGAUGUGCUCCCCUCGAGGGCCUUGUCCAGUCUUCCGACCUGAAUCGAACC
Molecule: messenger RNA, 306 nt
Organism: Protopolystoma xenopodis
Lineage: Eukaryota; Metazoa; Platyhelminthes; Monogenea; Polystomatidea; Polystomatidae
Source: the annotation of a GenBank genome assembly